Lacerta agilis (Sand lizard) is the source of this 3033-nucleotide messenger RNA. RefSeq names its product testis expressed 14, intercellular bridge forming factor (gene TEX14). Gene Ontology annotation, molecular function: protein binding; protein kinase activity; ATP binding. Gene Ontology annotation, biological process: male meiotic nuclear division; mitotic spindle assembly checkpoint signaling; intercellular bridge organization. NCBI's taxonomy places the organism in Eukaryota, Metazoa, Chordata, Lepidosauria, Squamata, Lacertidae. Bases 16 to 2922 code for a protein of 968 amino acids. Gene Ontology annotation, cellular component: midbody; kinetochore; intercellular bridge. The record is from RefSeq and is a predicted model, not a curated record. The transcript has 17 exons.
GAUCAUUUGCGGUGCAUGCUUGGAUCCACAUCCAAAAGUGCGGAAAUAGCAGCCCUUGUUGCAAUCCUAAACGCAUUUGCUUUGUUCCACGGAAAUCAGUGGACAAUGGCCCAUUUACUCCCUGUCCCCUGUCCAGUGAAACUGGGGACGUUGAAAAGUGAAUCUCUUGAAGCUCGUUUGCAUGAAUAUGUGAAGCAAGGCAAUCACGUGAAAGUGAAGAAACUUCUGAAAAAAGGAAUCAGUGCUGACUCGAUUAACUCAUUGGGGCAGACUCCCCUAUUCACUGCUGCCUUGCUUGGUAUUGGGAAAGUUGUCAGCGUUCUUUUAGAUUAUGGUUCGGAUCCAAAUCACCGCUGUCACGAUGGGAGCACUCCGGUACAUGCCGCAGCUUUCUCAGGCAACCAGUCAAUUCUCAGCAAACUGCUGGAUGCGGGUGGAGACCUGCGAGUCCAUGACAGGAACGGGAGGAACCCACAGAGCUGGGCUGUGACAGCUGGGAGGGAGAGCAGCGCUCAGAUGCUCGAGUUCAUCCAGCGAUGUACAGCCCACAUGCAGGCGAUUGUGCAGAACUACUCCGUAGACUUGCUGCGGAAGGUGGACUCUCCCAGAGCUUUGGUCUCUAGCCCCUCCAAGUUUGUGGGCAUCAAGCAAGGGACGGCUGACAAGAUUCUGAGACGCGGGAGCAGUGCCCCCCAAAACAUUUACAGCUUUGGCUUUGGGAAGGUUUACCUCACAGGCAGCCGUCAGCUGGGCUACCUGGCAUCGCUCCCCAUCAUUGCAGAUAAGGAAGUGGUCCAGGCUGAUGAUGAACCAACCUUCUCCUUUCCAGCUGGGCCAUACAUGACUAUGACCAAUUUGAUGUGGGGUGGAAGCAGAGUCACAGUGAAGGAGCUGAGCAUGAAACCCCACCAGCACUGCAGCAAGCUGCGCCUCUCUGACCUUCUUCUUGCGGAACAGGAGUACAGUAGCAAGCUCCGCCAUCCUCAUUUGUUGCAGCUGAUGGCCGUCUGUUUAUCCAGCGACUUGGAGAAAACUCGAUUAGUGUUUGAGAGGGUUACUUUUGGCUCCCUCUAUAGCAUCCUUCAUGAGAGGCGUUCGGAGUUCCCCAUUGUGCACAUGGAGACCCUUGUGCACCUCUUGCUCCAGGUGAACGAUGGCCUGAGGUUCCUGCACUCGCAUGGCUUCAUCCACCGCACGGUCAGCUCCUAUGCUGUGGUGGUGGUUUUGGCCGGGGAAGCCAAGCUUACCAACCUGGAGUACAUGAUCGAGAGUAAGGAUGGGGGAGAGCACAGUGACCUGACGCGGCUGCCCAUCCCUUCCCAGUUAUACAAAUGGUGCGCUCCAGAAGUAAUCCUCGGUAGGACAGCAACCACCAAGUCUGACAUCUACAGCUUCUGCACAGUGAUGCAGGAGGCUUUGACAGAUACCAUCCCCUGGGAUGGGUUCGAGGGCCCGGACGUUAAGGACCUCAUAGUUUCCGGGCAGUGGCUGGAAGCGGAUGCCAGGCUGCCCAAGCCUUAUUAUGACAUUGUGAAGACUGGGCUGGAAUCCAGGCAGAAGCAACGCACCAUGAACCUGCAGGAUAUCCGAUAUAUCCUGAAGAAUGACCUGAAGGAUUUGAUUGAGUCUCGUAGGACCCGCCAUGGUGACAGUUCUGGGCCGUCAAAGGCUGAACCCUGUGCUGACAUUAAUAUCUGCUUGCCAUCCGCCUCUGCUGUCUCGGUCAAGGUGGAAGAAGAGUUGCCAGAAGAGGAGCAGGAAGAAGAGCCAGAAGAGGAGCAGAGUGUCCCGUGUCUGCCUUCCAGGAGCUUCACCGUGAUGAGAUGCACUGCUUCUGCUCCCAAAAUCGAAGACGCCGCUGGCCACCAGUCUCAGCCCGCCCUCCCUGCCGCUCAGUCCUGCCACCUCUUGGCUCCCAAAGUCCAGGGGCGCACCAGCGACAGGGACGAGAGCCUCUGCAGCUUUGAAAUCAAUGAGAUCUACACCUGCUACCCUGAGAUGUGCGGGGACAGCACGGAGGAGGACACAACAUCAGGACCAGGCCAGGGAUCCCCAAGGCAGCCUUGGACCGUCCCGGGGGAUGGGGCCAAAGCCCUUUCACCUCCCCUGCCAGCCAGAAUUCAGGGCGGGCAGACAAGCUGCAGCGAGGGGGGAACCACCUCCGAUUCAGAGUCAGAAUACACCAGGGAAGAGGUCACCUACAUGUCGCAGCCCUGCCCUGUGCAGCAAAUGGUGAGGUUCUGCAGCCCCCGGGGCCGGAACAGCCCCUUGCAGGUGGGCUCCUACUUUGGGAAGUGUGUCCUGAACCUGAAGAUCUCCCAGACGCUGCUGCAUCAGGCACGGGACUCCCUCUGCCGGACGGAAAAGAAGCUGGAUGAGCUGGAGAGCUUCAGAAAGCCCCAGCCAUGCGCCGUUGCCCUGAACCCCAUCGUCCGAGGAUACUGGGAGAAGGACGAGGGCGCCGCUUUUGGAAACGUCAGGGCGCCCUGCAGUGGACCCAGCGCCUUCCUCUGGAAAGCGGUGGGCCCUCCAUCCGUGAACUACAUCCCUCCGCCACUCCGUGUCAUGGCCAUGCAGCAGCCUCUGGUGAUUCAGCCAUUCCAGCCCAUGGAGCCAGAGCGCAGGAGCCAGGACACCACUUGCUGGAGCGACUGCGGAUUGGAGACGCCCAAAAACCCCUGGGGCAGAGGGGAAGUGGAGCCCAACUAUCAGCUUUUUCACUCAGGCAUCACCGUCCGGAGGAAGAGGAACAUGAGCCCGCAGUUGCGGCGAGGGAACCUCUCUGCAGUGGACGAUGGGAACAGAUUUUCAGAUGGGUUCGUCUCAAAAUCAACACCUGAAAUUUAUGACGAUAGUGUGAGGAGCGAGGAGAGGAGGAUGGCACAGUCUGAAUGGACAACAGGCAUUUCAACUGAAGUCUGAUUUUAUGGUUUUAGUCUAUUUUUAAAAAACCUUUUCUGUACACUACUUAGAGACUUUGUAGUUAAGUGGUAUAUAAAUUGUUCAAAUAAAAAGAAAUGGAGGGUGGAAAGG